AGGACCUCCGUCCAGGGUCCAGUCAGAUGUGCUCUGAGCUCCGAGACUGAGGACUUUCACAAUGUGGUGGUAACACUGUGAGCUGGAAAGGCGUCAUGGCGUCGUGUUCCACAGAACCCAAAGUGCCCUUCUCCCUGGAGCCCUACCACGUCUCCACCGAGCUGGGCUUUGUCCUCCCAGCACCACUGCAAGAGCUGCCAGGGUAUUACCGACCAUGGAUGGAAAUCGCCUUCCAAGUCUCAGAUCUGGUACAGUCCCACACGCUGCGUUCACGCAUUGACAAGAUGCCCCUGCUCAGCACUGAGUACCUGCAGAGCCACCGGGAGCUGCGCCUGGCUCACCUAGCGCUCAGUGCUAUGACCAUGGGCUACGUGUGGCAGGAGGGGGAGGAGGGCACCAUUCAGAAGCUGCCCCGGACCCUGGCUGUUCCUUUCUGGGAGGUGUCCCGGAGCCUGGGGCUGCCCCCCAUCCUCACCCACGCAGACGCCGUGCUGGCCAACUGGAGGAAGAAAGACUUGGAUGGACCGUUUCUCAUGGAAAACCUGGAGCUCCUGGUAAGCCUGCCCGGUGGAGACAGCGUCCGUGGCUUCUUCAUGGUCACUCUACUGGUGGAGCUGGCAGCAGUUCCAGCACUGAGGAGCAUUCCCGCCCUGGUGAACGGCGUGCGGCGGGGAGACGGCGAGGCGGUGGCGGACGCCCUGGAGGUCCUCCAGCAGUCCCUGCAGGAUAUGAGGAACACCCUCAAGCUGCUGCACGUGUACGUGGAGCCGUCCAUCUUCUAUGGCAUCAUGAGGAUUUAUCUCUCUGGGUGGAGGGACAACCCCUGCAUGCCGCGGGGCCUGGUGUACGAGGGCGUGGGGCCGGAGCCCGUGGAGCUCUCUGGGGGCAGUGCGGCUCAGAGCAGCCUGCUGCACUGCUUCGACCGGCUGCUGGGGGUGCAGCACGAGACAGACAGCGGACUCUUCCUGGCCCGUAUGAGGGACUACAUGCCCCCGGCCCACCGGCGUCUGAUCCAGGACCUCUCGGGGGAGCCCUCUCUGAGGGACUUCGUCCAGGGGGCCAGCCACGCCCGCCUGGGCCGCGCCUUCGAGCAGUGUUUGAGCCGGCUGGUGUCCCUGCGGAGCGACCACAUCAACGUGGUCGGCCGCUUCAUCAGUGUCCCCGCCGGACGGGCCCGCCGGCUCCGCUCCCAGGGCCGCACCCCAGGAGGGCCCCUGAGCCAGGCGCCCGUGGCCCUGGAGGAGAGGGGCACCGGGGGCUCGGGCAUCAUGACCUUCCUGAAGACGGUGAGGGACCGCACCAGAGACGCCAGACUGCCGGGGAGCAGCGAGGUGCCGGAGGAGCAGGGAGACGGCUGUGAUCCGGACUGACUUUGAGGCGAUGCUGGACCAGGGAGACGGCUGUGAUCUGGACUGACUUUGAGGCGAUGCUGGACCAGGGAGACGGCUGUGAUCCGGACUGACUUUGAGGCGAUGCUGGACCAGGGAGACGGCUGUGAUCCGGACUGACUUUGAGGCGAUGCUGGACCAGGGAGACGGCUGUGAUCUGGACUGACUUUGAGGUCCUGCAGGUGCUGCAGGAGGCACUAGGGUCUGACUGCAGUCUGACUGCAGUCUGACUGCAGUUUGUUAGAAAGGCCAAAGCAUGCGUCUCUGUUAGUGAGAGCAACGUGCUGGGAUCUGUUAGGGUGAACUCUACCAGACCAUUUGGAUUUUAGCCGCGGGUAAUUAUUUAAUUCCUUUUAGUUUUGAUUUCA
Gadus chalcogrammus (walleye pollock) is the source of this 1756-nucleotide messenger RNA. RefSeq names its product indoleamine 2,3-dioxygenase 1 (gene ido1). Gene Ontology annotation, cellular component: cytoplasm. The record is from RefSeq and is a predicted model, not a curated record. Lineage: Eukaryota; Metazoa; Chordata; Actinopteri; Gadiformes; Gadidae. The coding region runs from base 96 to 1370 and encodes 424 amino acids. The transcript is spliced from 10 exons. Gene Ontology annotation, molecular function: heme binding; indoleamine 2,3-dioxygenase activity; L-tryptophan 2,3-dioxygenase activity. Gene Ontology annotation, biological process: 'de novo' NAD+ biosynthetic process from L-tryptophan.